Molecule: messenger RNA, 738 nt
Organism: Cooperia oncophora
Lineage: Eukaryota; Metazoa; Nematoda; Chromadorea; Rhabditida; Trichostrongylidae
Source: the annotation of a GenBank genome assembly
AUGAAGUACCUGGUGUUGGCCGCAUUGGUUCUACAAGCGCUAGCCUCUCAUCACAGUACCGAUCCCGAGAAGGAUGCCGCCCAUCAGAAGGGAGGUGAACACGAUGCCAAGUACGAUCAUGACCAGUUUCUUGGUAAGGACACUGCGGCUGAAUUCGAUGAGCUCACACCAGAAAAGUCAAAGGAACGACUAGCAAAAUUGAUUCCAAAAAUGGACGCUGAUGGUGAUGGCUUUGUUGAGGAGAAAGAACUCAGGGAACACAUCAACUUCAUGCAGAAGAGAUAUGUGAAUAAUGACGUUGAACGCACCUGGAAGAACUACAAAGACGACAAGAUCGUUGACGGCAAGAUCAAGUGGGAAGACUACCGAGAGAUGGUCUAUGGAUCACCAACAGGUGAAGGACAAGAGCUUUCUCCCGAAUACGCCAAGAUGAUUGCACGUGAUCAAAAGAGGUGGGCAGUCGCCGACUACGACUCCAAUGGUAUGCUUGACCGCACUGAAUACGGUUGUUUCAUGCACCCGGAAGACUGCGACCACAUGCGUGACGUCGUCGUCGCGGAGACCGUUGAGGAUAUCGACAAGAAUAAGGAUGGGUUCGUGGACUUGGACGAGUACAUUGGAGAUAUGUACCGCCCAGACGACUAUCCUGAGCUCAACGGAAAGGAACCCGACUGGGUCCAGUCUGAACGUGAAAUGUUCAAGGAACACCGAGACAAGGAUGGAGAUGGCAAAGCUUAA